Messenger RNA from Emiliania huxleyi CCMP1516, 2058 nucleotides. RefSeq lists its product as hypothetical. The record is from RefSeq and is a predicted model, not a curated record. Lineage: Eukaryota; Haptophyta; Isochrysidales; Noelaerhabdaceae. The transcript is spliced from 6 exons. Gene Ontology annotation, biological process: lipid metabolic process. The coding region runs from base 1 to 2058 and encodes 685 amino acids.
AUGGCCGCACGCUGCUCCUCGCCGUCCCUCCGCGACCUCGUGGAGGAGGAGGAGUCCACGUUUGCACCUCCCGAUGCCAAGGCGGAUGCCAAGGCCGAAGCUGCAAUCCGGCUGCAGCGCGCAGGCCGGUCCUACGUCGCCCGCCAGUCUAGGUGGCACGAGCUCUUCGCUGCAGCCCUGCCCGUCCCUUCCUGGGGUGGCCGUCGCCGCUCGAGCAGGUUGAGCCUGUCCAUCGCGGACGACGGUCCAGAAGAGCUGUCCUCGCCGCUACGCUGGCCGACCAUGUCGAUCAGCCGCACCGACUCUGACCUGAGCUUUGCGCUCAACCUCAGCAUCUCGGAGCAGAACCUGCAGCGGAUGGUGCGGGCGCCGUCCGCGUCGUGGCCGGCGUCGCCGGGAGCGGGCGUGUCGCCCGGCAUGCGGAGGAAGACGGUCAAGCUCAAGGUGGGCGUGCGCGGCAGCAGCCUCGCCGUCAGCCCGAGGACGGCCAAGCGCUCGUCGCGCGCCGCCGUCCUCCUCUUCCUCCUGCUGCGCGUGGUCACGUUCGCCGCCGCCGCCGCCGCCGCCCUCGCCCUGGCGAGAGGCUUCUCGCGCGGCGCGGCGCCGUCCGGACCACUCGGCGGCGCGGCGCGCCCGGCGGCGCUCGGCGGCGGCGGCGGAUGGAGGCGGAGUGGCGGCGGCGCGGCGAUGGCGUUGGACAUCGGCGAGCUUGUCGCCGCGGCAGAGGGCGCGUCGUCGGCGGCGAUGUUCCUCGGGAGGGAGGCGGGGGCCGUCUUCGACUACGCCGCCCUCGAUCUCAACCUCGAGACUGUGCUGCACGGCGCAUCCCUGCUCAAGGGCGCCGGUUGCCCGCAGGCGGGCGCAGGGGCGAUCGCAGGCUCCGCCGCGCUGCGCCGCGCGGGGUCCGCCUCGUGGGUCGGAGAGGUGGCGGCGGAGGUUGGCGAGCAGCUCGAGGCGACUGCAUGGUCGAUGCCCGCCGCCUCGCCGCCCGGGUUCGGCUUGCCGGCCGGGCAAGCUGCCAGGCUGCAGCGGCUACGCGCGCACCUCUCGCCGCUCUCGCAGCUGACGCCGCUCUCCGAGCCGGCGGACUGCUUCGACGGCGACGCGGCGCCCGAGUCCUUCCCGCGCGCCCCGGUGGCGGCUGCGGGCAUGCUAGGCGCCGUGCUGCUUGCAGUUGCUUCUCCCGGCGUCGCUGCUGGCGGCGGGCCGGCUGUGGCGGGGGAGGGCGGCGGCGAGGAGGAGGGCGGCGGCGAGGAGGGGAAGGAGACGAGCAGCCGCCGCUACGUGGUGCCCGCCCUGCCCGCCGGCUUUGACCUCUCGUACGCCACGGCGUGCGCGCAGCUGUCCGGCUUCGCCUACUCCAUGAAUGGCUCUCGCGUGGACCACGCGGCGCUGCGGGCGCGGCUGGCGGGGGUGGGGAUGGAGCUCGUCGACGCCAUCGAGGUGGAGGAGCACUUUGCGUACAUUGCGCGCCGGGGCAGCGACGUCUUCCUCGCCUUUCGCGGCUCGUGCAACGGGAAGAACGUGCUGACAGACCUCGACUACCACGCGUGCUCCGCGUCGCUGGCGAGCUUUGCGGGGCAGUCCGGGCUGGAGCUGCCCGCAGGCAUCGCGCUGCACCGCGGCUUCCUCGCCGGCUGGGCGUCGCUUCGCGCCGCGGUGCUGCCCAGCGUUGAGGCCGCGCUGCGCGCGGCGGCGCUGCGGGACCAGCCGGCCGGCAGCGCGGCGCGCGUGGCGAGGCUGCACGUGACGGGGCACUCGAUGGGGGGUGCGAUCGGCCAGCUCGCGUCGUGGGAGAUUGCGCAGCGGCGGCAGCGGCAGGGCGGCGGCGAGCAGGCGACGACCGCCGACGGGCUAACGACUCGGCACGACACGUACACGUUUGCGGCGCCGCGCGUCGGCAACUGCAAGUUUGCGCGCUCGUUUGGCGCGAGGACGGCAACUUGCUCAACUGGGCGCUGGCGCACGACAUGGAGUACUACAUGCGACGCCUCGCCGAGCUCGGCGGGCCGACGGCCUCGCUGGAGGAGGGCGUCACCUUCUCGGCGUGACGCGUGA